Molecule: messenger RNA, 1807 nt
Organism: Onychomys torridus (southern grasshopper mouse)
Lineage: Eukaryota; Metazoa; Chordata; Mammalia; Rodentia; Cricetidae
Gene: Lsp1
Product: lymphocyte specific protein 1
Exons: 11
Coding region: 427-1410 (327 amino acids)
Biological process (GO): signal transduction
Molecular function (GO): actin binding
Source: RefSeq, a predicted model, not a curated record
GAAAGCAGCUGCUGUACGUCCUGAGAAAGGAGAGGGGAGAGAGACCCACAGAGACAGGGUCCAGGGACAGUGGAAGGGCCUGGAGCUGCCAUCUGGGAGCCAGCCCCAGACCCCUGCCCCCAGGGGCUGGAGGGGCUGAGACAGACAGACAUCCUUCAGACAGACAGACAGAGCAGACAAGGAAGGGGGUGUCAGAGCCAGAAAGACCAGACAAACUGACAGGAAAGGGGGCAGGGACAAGGACACAAAGAGAGGGGCAAGGAGAAGAGAGAAGGCAGGGUAGGAGAGAGAAAAGGAAAAGAAGGGAGAGGAGAGCAAAGAUCUGGGGCCACAGCACCAGGAGCCUUUGAAGCUGCAGGCGGUGUCCCCAGGGCCAGGGGUCAGGACAGGUCACCAGCAUCGUCGUGGGCAGGCCAGGCCCGCAGCAUGAAUGGCCCCGCACUUCUGAGGAGAAAUGCUAGCAAACGGGGCCUGGAGAAGCUGCUGAGGCUCACAGCUCAGUGGAGAGAAGAAGACAAAGAAGAGGCUGCCCGUGAGCAACGCCAACGGGAACGAGAGAAGCAGCUGCAAGACCAGGACAAAGAUGAAGACGAAGGCGGCCAUUCCCUGGAACAGCCAGCACAGCAGGCACUCCUCAGCCUAAAGUCCUCUGAACUGGAUGAAGAUGAGGGUUUUGGUGACUGGUCCCAAAAGACGGAGCAGCGGCAGCAAUUCUGGGAGAACGAGGGCACUGCAGAGGGUAGAGAGCCCUCGCAAAGUGAGAGUCCAGAGGAGAAGCAAGCAGAGGACAGGGCUUAUGAAACCAAAGUCCAGCUGGAGGAGUUAAACCUGAGCCAGGGGGAGCCCAGUCCAGAGGAUGCUAUUGGAAGUUCUGGUGAGGCAGAAGAGCACCUGACAAGUCAUCAGGCCAGGACCCCCAGCCCUUUGGCCUUGGAAGAGACUGUUGAACUGAGUUCACCUCCCCUAAGCCCCACCACCAAACUGGCUGAUAGGACGGAGUCCCUGAAUCGCUCCAUAAAGAAGAGCAACAGUGUGAAGAAGUCCCAACCAGCCUUGCCCAUUUCCACAAUUGAUGAGCGCCUGCAGCAGUAUACCCAGGCCACUGAGUCUGCUGGCCGAACUCCCAAGCUGUCCCGACAGCCUUCCAUAGAGCUGCCCAGCAUGGCUGUAGCCAGUACCAAGACUCGUUGGGAGACAGGAGAGGUACAGACUCAGUCUGCUUCCAAGACACCCUCCUGCCAGGAUAUUGUAGCUGGAGACAUGAGCAAGAAAAGCCUGUGGGAGCAGAAAGGAGGCUCCAAGAUCUCAUCCACCAUCAAGAGCACCCCAUCUGGAAAGAGAUACAAGUUUGUGGCCACUGGACAUGGGAAAUAUGAGAAAGUGCUUGUGGAUGAAGGAUCGGCACCAUAGAUCAUGUAUGAAUCUUGGAGAGACUCUAGUCAGAUGCAACUCACAGCCCUGACCAAGAAGUUGCUUCCCGUUGCCAGUCUGGCCUGCUGUCAUGCCUCCAACAACCCAGCUGCUACCUUCCCUCUCCUUCUGCUCCUGGACCCUCCAUCUACUUUGCCUCUCAUCAUUUUACCAGCCUCCAGCCCCACCUAAGCUGCCUCUCACCAUCAGCAAAAGGGACCACUCCCUAGAGGAGCCAAGAGCUCCCAAGGAAGGAUGGAGGAGAGAAGGCCAGCAUCCCAACCAGAUCCAAUGGGGACCUGUCCCCAUGCUGAAUGCUCAGGACUCUGAGUCCUGCCCUUCCCUGUUUGCAGAUCCCUUGUUUUGUGUAAUAAAGUACCUUGAGUGUUCUUAUUCA